CUCUGGUCAGGCCGUUCAAGGUCGUUGAAACGAAAGGGUGGGCAGAUUCGAACGACUCUAACGUUUUAACCGUGCCUAUAUGCAUUUACGUGAUACCUGUUACGUGCAAGUUGUACCAAAAACAAUCAUUUCCAGUGUGUGGAGGCUUGAAUUUAUUCAACUUCAACAGGUACCCCUCACAGUAUGUCAACGUCUAAUAUUUUGCUAGUUACAGGGAGGCCAGGUAUCGGUAAAACCACUUUGGUUUCUCACGUCUUUGAAGAGCUUCUUAAAAAUGGUAUACAGGCGGUUGGUUUUAAGACAGAAGAAGUUCGACAGUUCUAUUCAGGAAAGUCUACUCGUUUUGGAUUUGAUGUAGUUCUAUUCGAUUCAUCUCGAACAUAUCCUAGAGCUUCAUUAGCUCGCCUAAUUAACCAUUCAAGUCAACAAGUACAACAUCAACCUCGUGUUGGUCAGUACCUAGUAAAUAUAUCAUCGUUUGAGAGUUUGGCUAUUCCUUGUUUACAGGUCAGCUAAUUUCAUUGAGUCUAUUAUAAACGAUUUGGAAAACGUUUCUUCCAUUAACAAUGUAAGAAAAGAUGAUUUAAUAAUCUGCAUCAUUGACGAAAUUGGUAAAAUGGAGCUAUGCUCAUCAAAGUUCACUUAUCUAAUUGAAAAGUUGAUUUCAUCAAUUUCAAAUUUACCUACAAAUAGUCAACGUGAUAUAAAACAUCCUACAGUUGUUCUUUUGGCUACUGUACCAUCACCGAAAAGACAAGAUGGUACACGUGGUAUUCCGUUGGUCGAUCAUAUCUGUUCAGUGAAGGGGGCUUCAAUAAUAGAGGUAAGUUAGAAAUACUGUUUAAAUGAUAUACGUAUAUAUUUAUGGUUUCAAUGCAUUCGACAUGGAACUUUUGACUGCAUAGUUGCAACUAGGAAGUAAAAACAGCUUAAAUUGAUAUUUUUUCUUGAUAACCAUUGUGGUAUAUUCUACUUAUACUGGCAGAUAUUAAUACUAUGUAUCGGUAAUUGGAAAUAGGAUUCUUACUGUUAGAAGAAGGAAACGAGGAGAUGAGAAAGAAAAUCAAAAGCGGUCGGAUUAGCAACAGAAAUAGAAGUACGAUGAAGUUUGGAAGCGACAAUUUAAGGAAGUUUUGCAAUUGUUGUAUUCACUGUAUUGUUUUCAUAUUUUACAGAUGCAUUAUGUGAUUUUGCAUAAUACAAUAAAUUGAUUUACCUUACCCAAGACUUUGUUAAUUACACCAUGAUUGAAGUCCAUAAAUAAUUUACUAGGUAUUUUGACAUAUACGCCAUGGUAUUAUUUUCACGGUUUAUAUAUACUUACCACACUUGCUGUGCCGACAGAUUUAUAGAUGGUAGAAUUGUGUUAUAGUUUUUUUAUCGAACUCUACUCGUAAAUUUCUACACUGUAAUUCACCUGUGUGGUAAAUUUCAUUAGUUUUAAAAAAGAAUCAGUUCUGUCAGCAUAGGAUUGUAGAGAUUGUUGAGAUUUCAUGGAGAUUAUCAACCGAUCAAUGUUAGACUACCACUGGGGAUCUGGAAUCACUGAAUGGUCGUUUCGUCCUAGUAUGGGAUUACUCAGCAGCGCGCAUCUACGACUCCGCACGCGGGACUCGAACCCAGAACCUUCGGUCUCGCGCACUAAUGCUUAACUUCUAGACCGCCGGGAUCCAACUACGUCAAUGUCCGAUUUUAACCAAUCCACAAUAUUGCACGACCGCCUUCCACACUCGAUACGGUUCAUUUUCACUGGUCACUUUAUAAUUAUCAUGUGCUCUCUAGUGACCAGCUUCUAGAGGUAAUUCCCAGAGUUCUGGUGAGAAGCCAUGACCAGUGGAGUCCUAUCCGUGUCGGGUGUGGGAGUCGUCUACCUCAGGCGAUCGAUGAAGGUUUGGGCAAGAUUAUAGAUUGGUUGAAGUUAGAUAUUAACACUGCUGAAUGCGCCGGCUCAGUGGUCAAGAAGCCAAGCGUUCGCGCAUGAAACCGAAGGUCCUGUGUUCCAUUCCUGCAUGCGGGGCCGUGGGCUGCUGAGGAGUCCUAUGCUAGGAUGAAGCGGCUAUCCAAUGCUUUCAGGUUUUCAGUGUUAUUCUAACAUUGAUCGGUUUCUUUUUCCUACUAUUUAAAAACUUUGAUGACAAAUUAUUAAUCAAAAAAUCGUCACAAAUCGAGUUAAAUCACAAAAAAAUAAGAAAGGAAAUUGCACUACUAAUCCAGUUACACGUACUUCUGAUCUUGAUUUCUUCUAUUCAACCCGAUUUGUCGUAUUUUGUCCUGUUCAAAAGAAGAAAAAACGAAUGACAAAGUACUAACGUCAUGCAUUUGCAUCAAUUCUUAGUUAAUUAAAUUGAAUUGAAUCGAGUUUUAUAUGAUCUUUCAUUUCGAUUAGUCUUGUAGUUUGAUAAACGAUUUGAGUUAUGUAUGUGAUCAAUAAAUGAUCCCUAACGAUACAAUGUGUGGCUAAUUAAUAACUGAUUAUAAGAUGGAACUAUUGACAUACAGAUUCCAAUGAAUGGAUAUCAAGGGACUGGAAAACUAACCCGUAGAUUAGAUUUUUCUUUAAAGGAAAUGAUUAGAUGUUACUUAAGAAAUCAGUCAGUCAGUAACAACGUAGAACUUCGUACGUACGUACAUCAGUUCGAGUUGCCACACCACAUUAGCACAGAGAUGCACUUGUCGAUUCAAAUCCCGUAGUGGUAGAGGUAGCAAGAGUAUAAGCAGUACCCGUUUCCUAACAACUGUGUUACUUACUCGAUGGUCCCAUGAUAUAUGAGCAAUGUUUCGAAGACACCUAUGAUCAAAUACUAGUAACCUACGGAUAUCCUCUACUCUUACCGGCCAUGUUUCACUCCCAUAAAGUAGGACGGAACGAACUGCUGCGCAGUAAACACGUCCUUUGGUUGAUAGACGGAUAUCUCGCCUACGCCAUAAAUGACGCAAGUUGGCAAAAGCUAGUCGAGCCUUCUGUAUCCGUGCUGAGAUUUCGUCACACACUAAACCACAAGGGCUGAUGAGACUUCCAAGAUAAGUGAAGCGGUCGACACACUCAACUACUUCACUCCCUAUCACUAGUUCGGGUGUCGAUGUAACCCAAUCCUGAAGCAACAUUUUGCAUUUCGAGGGAGCGAAUCGCAUCCCGAACAUGCUUGCAUUGUUGCUUAGAGUGGCCAGAAGACUCUGCAUUUUGUCAGUGUCUUCACCAAAUAAAACGAUGUCAUCAGCAUAUUCUAAGUCAACAAGUGAACCUCCUGGUAGAAGUUCAACCCCUGUAUAUUUAGAUGAGGAGAGUGUUAUCUCUAAAAGUACGUCAAUGACAAAGUUGAACAAGAAUGGGGAGAGUGGACAGCCCUGACGAACACCACUUGAGGUGAUCAAUUCUGAUGACAGUUCGCCAUAAGCUCUCACUCGACCAGUUGUGUUCGAGUAGAGAGCCUUUAUAAGGUUAAUGUACUUCUGUGGUACUCCUUUCAGUGACAAACACUGCCAUAGAACCUCACGAUCAAUCGAGUCGAAUGCCGCCUUAAGGUCGAGAAAUACUACCAUUGUGGGGCGUCUGAAUGUGUGUCUGUGUUCUAGAACCUGACGUAGUGUGAAUAUCUGAUCUAUACAACCACGUCCAGGUCGAAAACCAGCCUGGUUUUCUCUAGUCUGCUCUUCACGAGCUUUAGUUAGGCGUCGAAGUAUUAUUGAAGCUAAUAUUUUAGACACUAUAUUAGUCAAACUGAUUCCUCUGUGAUUGUCACAAGAGGACUUUUGUCCUUUCUUAAAAACUGGCACAAUCAGUGAUUGAGACCAGUCAGAUGGGAUUACGUCCAGUUCCCAAAUUCUACCUAAGACCUCGGUUAAUCUCAUUGCUAAUACUGGACCACCAACCUUAAAAAUCUCAGGAGUAAACCUGUCAGGGCCUGCUGCUCUCCCUCGUUUCAGAUUUCCUAUGGCUUUUUCAACUUCGUAAAGGGACGGAGGACCUACAUUAACUUGCCAUUCAGGUUGACUGGAGAUCGUGGGAAACCGAAGUGUGGCUGAAGGCCAGUUGAACUGAUCCCUAAAGUGUUCUGCCCAUCGAUCCAAUCUCCUGGAUUGAGAAUGAAUAAUAUGUCCAUCUUUCUCUGAGAUUGUUUCGCUAACGGUCGGGUUCCUAAUUCCGGUUUCCUUAACGAGUCUGAACAAUUGUCUGCUAUUACCUAUUGCCGCUGCCUUUUCCAUCUCUCUUGCUUUCGCCACCCACCAAUGUUCGCGAUCAUUGCGUAGGCUUCUUGUCAGCUUGCGCUUAAGCUGACUCCGCUCUUCAUUAUGUUCAGAGCCAGGUGGAAUGUGUUUCCGAGCAUCUAUCAGUGAGAUAGAUGCUGCUGAGAUCCAGUGUUGCUCCCUAACCUUCUGGUUUACCUUACUAGCAGAUAUCACUGCUGUUUCCACAGCUUUUCGGAUAUCAUUCCAUGCUGCAUCGGGGUGGGCAUCACA
Messenger RNA from Schistosoma haematobium, 4458 nucleotides. RefSeq names its product Ras protein-specific guanine nucleotide-releasing factor. The record is from RefSeq and is a predicted model, not a curated record. NCBI's taxonomy places the organism in Eukaryota, Metazoa, Platyhelminthes, Trematoda, Strigeidida, Schistosomatidae. Gene Ontology annotation, molecular function: ribonucleoside triphosphate phosphatase activity. The transcript has 4 exons. Bases 184 to 516 code for a protein of 110 amino acids.